Messenger RNA from Solanum stenotomum, 849 nucleotides. RefSeq lists its product as uncharacterized. The record is from RefSeq and is a predicted model, not a curated record. Lineage: Eukaryota; Viridiplantae; Streptophyta; Magnoliopsida; Solanales; Solanaceae.
AUGGAUUUUGAGGCAGAGUGGUCCGUGUCAAGACCGCGUCGCGGAGAAGAGAAAAGAUCUCAGAACGGAAUUUGUGAAGCCCUCCGCUUUGUGCCCUUUAUUGCUAGAUUUGGCCGUUUCAACUUUAUUCUUGGUUAUCCGAGGAUCAAUGUGACUAACUUCUCUGUCUUUCCUCUGGAAAAAGAGUAUAUUUCUGGUAGUCGACUCUUGGAUUUCAUCAAACGCAAUGCUUUAACUGAUAUGAUGAUUGAAAUUUUGAGCUCGUGUGGUGGUUUAAUUUUAUGUUGUUGUCAUAAACCACAGAUCAGAGAGUACUACGUCUGUACUACGCAAUUCACCAUUGUUCCAAGUCUAGAUAUGAGUGAUACAGAAUCACCUCACUAUAGAAUUCUUAAGGUUGGCUUGCAUUAUAAUGAGAUGUACUCUUCAGAGACAAACUCCUGACGUGAUCCGUUUCCAAUGUCAAUCGAAACCACGGGAGUUUUCUUCAAUGGAGCAAUCUUUUGGGCGUUUAAUAGCUGGUGUUAUUUCAAUAUGGAUACAGAGACUCUGCGCUACUUAGACAAUCCAAUGCAAGAAAUGAUCAAUACUACUUAUCCAUAUACAGAUUAUUGGCUUGGAUGUGUCAACGAGCGUUUGUAUUUUGUUGGCCCUGCAGACAACGGAUGGAUCCCUCAUGUCAGCGUGUUUGAAUUGGGAAACGACUACUUGUGGAGCCUAAAGUAUAGGAAUGAUCCAUUGGAAACUUGGAGUAGUUUUCUUUCGGUUAUGGCAAGAGAAGAUGAACUAUUUAUGGCAAUAUACAUGCAUGAUCGUGACCCAAGUGAUCAUGUUAAUCAAGCUAAUUAG